GUUGUGGUGAAAAAAGUCGGAUAACUUAAUAUUUCAUGGAACUAUGUACGGUGGGUAGUUAAAGAUCCAUCUGAAUUUUUAUGGAACCUUGAGUUACAAGAUUGCCAGUUGACACCACUAUUUGCCACUUUUCUUCUGUAAGGAUAUACUGAUUCUUUCUCUUCAAGUUGUCAUUCUUUGGAUACGGAUGUGACGUACGAGGGAGUCUAAACGCCAUCAACAAUGUUAGACGUAAUACGGAGUUUAAAGAGUUUAUUGAAGACAAGUCGUGUACGCAUUGACAACAAUGUUUUUCGACUACACUACACAAUAACGGUGGUCGUAUUAUUGGCAUUCACCAUUGUCGUCUCAAUGAAACAGUUCGUUGGGGAUCCUAUCGACUGCUUGAAAAGCCGAGAAGUUACAGACACCUUUAUUAAUACGUUCUGUUGGAUUCACACAACUUUCACCAUGCCCAGCGCUUAUGACAAAGUGGUGGGUAAAGAAGUGCCAUACCCAGGGGUUGGAUCUAUCAACGAAUCCACGGACGAAUUGAAAUACCAUAAGUACUAUCAGUGGGUAUGUUUCAUGUUGUUCUUUCAAGCUGCCUUGUUCUACAUUCCAAGAGGGUUGUGGAAACUGUGGGAAGGAGGAAAGAUUCAGGCCUUAAUGAUGGAUCUAGAUAUCGGAAUGUGUGGAGAGGCAGAGAAGAAACAGAAAAAGAAGUUACUUGUAGACUAUUUGACCUCCAGCCAGCGCCAUCACGACUGGUAUGCCGCUCGCUACUUCAUCUGUGAGAGUCUGGCCUUCGCUAACGUGGUUGGUCAGAUGUUCUUGAUGAAUCGUUUCUUUGAUGGGGAGUUUCUAACCUAUGGACUAGAAGUGAUCCGCUUCUCAGAAAUGGACCAAAAUGAUCGCUUAGAUCCCAUGAUACGGGUAUUCCCGCGUGUUGCAAAGUGUAAGAUGUAUAAAUACGGUUCUUCGGGUAACCUCGAAACUCACGAUGCCAUGUGUCUUCUUCCUUUAAAUAUUGUAAAUGAAAAAAUAUACAUCUUCUUAUGGUUCUGGUUCAUAAUGCUAGCAGCACUGACGGGGAUGGUUUUGGUGUGUCGAGUUAUCCUUAUUGCCUGUCCACCCGUCAGGGUGUAUUAUCUCAAUUUCCGUUUUCGCACAGUCCAUCUAGACCAUUUACACACCGUAGUCCGAAGAGGGUCAUUAGGAGACUGGUUUUUAAUUUACAUGCUCGGUCAAAACAUUGAUGUUGUCAUCUUUAAGGAAGUCGUGGCAGACUUGGCCAAUCGUAUGACAAGAGCACCAAAAGAUUCCACAGCGUGACCAUUUACCAAAGUUAUCCAUCCAGAACGUUUACAAUUUCAAAUAACGUACAUUUUAAACCUUAUUAUAUAUAUAUAUAAAAAUGCAUCAGCUCAGGUCAGUCGAACUUUUCAAGUC
This is a messenger RNA of Limulus polyphemus (Atlantic horseshoe crab), 1431 nucleotides long. Its product is annotated as innexin shaking-B-like. NCBI's taxonomy places the organism in Eukaryota, Metazoa, Arthropoda, Merostomata, Xiphosura, Limulidae. Gene Ontology annotation, cellular component: gap junction; plasma membrane. Gene Ontology annotation, molecular function: gap junction channel activity. Bases 223 to 1314 code for a protein of 363 amino acids. The transcript has 2 exons. The record is from RefSeq and is a predicted model, not a curated record.